AUGCAGCAAUCACAAAGACUACAAGGAGCACCAGCCGUAAAGGCUAAUGCUACCGCAACUAAUGGUUACACAAAUGGCGCGAAUGGAUACUUCUCUCCUCCUGAUUCGCCAUCUCUUCGCUUCGGAGGCUCUACCCGAGGCAGCAGAAGGAUGACGUCCUCGAGCUGGUCUGUUUUGAAGAGCUCAUCGAGCGAGAAGUCCACCAUUGUGAGAGAUACCGCCAUUCAUCUCAAACGCAAGAGCACUUCUGAACUUGGAGCUGGAAUCUCUGAUACCGCAGAUAACGUCGGUUUCAUCAACCUAGUCGAGUGGAUCCGCACCGAGCGUCUCCACACUCUCCCGCAUAAGGGAUCACGAUGGGAUACCGUCCUCAUCCGAGCUCUCUACUUUGCAGAGCGUCUGCACGGUUUUGAGUCCGCACUGAAAGGUCAUGCCGUUGACAGUGAGCAUGCGGCUCAAAUCGGCUAUGGCCAUGUCAAGGUUCUGCUCGAGCUUGGUCAUGAGAAUGGCGCCGCUCUCGACAAAGCUUUUGGCUUCAUGUACCGCUGCUCUUCUGCAGUAUCCGCACUUCUCGCGCGCUCUGAGGUGCUGUCAUUCUCCUCUGAAAUCUACCAGCAGCUCUGCAUGAUGUAUUCAGAUCUUCUGACGCUGGUGGUCGACGUCGCUGUACGUUUCUACAAGGCUGUUCAUGGCAACAGUGGCGAGCAGGCCAGCUUGGAUAUGUAUCACGUGUUUGGCUCGACCAUUCAGACUUUCCGCGAACGCCGCGACAAGCUCACCAAAGCCAUCUGGAAAGACCAGAUGGAGUCUGAAGAGUUUGGAGGAGAAGCUGAAGUGAACGUCCUCGAACGCUGGCUGGCCCCGGAGGACCGAAUUUUAGAAACACUCUCCCUGGACCACACCUUGAUCGCCGAUGACUUGGCCGAGUUCACUUGCGUCUGGUUUAACGACGAGCUCAGCAAGUUCGUGAAGAGCAGUGAUAGCACUUUGUUGAUCAACGGCCCUCAGGGCUCGGGCAAGACCACGCUCGCCGCUUCUCUCGCCGAGAGACUUCAACGACCAAUUGCUCGCAAGACGUACUCCACGAUCUUCGUCUCUGUUGGUGCCGUUCCGUCGCAAGCCAAUUCCUUCAACGUGGUGAAGGCCCUCCUCCACCAGCUCCUCUCUCUACGUGUAGGCAACCUCCAUCUGGUUCGCGCAAUCCUCACUGCCUACGAGCAGGCUCGAUAUGAGCCGGAUCCGGCCAAACACGAGGACUUGCUAUGGGUUGCCUUUGAGGACGCUUUGCGACACCCUAUUGAGCAAGGUCGCGAUACCGUCAUCGUUGUCGAUGGUAUUGAUGAGGUCCUUGGCGGUGCUUCUGCUGGCCAAAGUCUGCUGCAGCGCCUCAUUAAAAGUGUAGAGCAAGGAAAGUGCGUCAAGCUUAUUGGCAUGUCGCAGAACCUGUCCCUUCCUUCAGGCACCAAAGGUACUCGGCGCUCUCUAGCUCGUGAGGAGAUGAGAGACGAUGUGCACGCUGUGGCCCUCAGAGCACUCAUUCACUCGUCUCACUUCCGUCAAAAGACUGGACGCGAGCAAGAGACCAUCAUCAGCCGCAUUAUUGAAGCUGCUUCUGGGGAUUUUCUGUGGGCUUCUCUCACAGCCGAGGUCCUUAAGCUCGAGAAGACUGCCGACGACUUCAACAAGGCUGUGAAUAACGUUCAGAGUCCAAAGCUGACUGUGGAUGAUCUCGUGCACAUUCUGGUGAGUCGUCUUCAGCCGACCGACGACGCGAAGCUCCUUCUCUCCUGGCUAACGUUCGGCGCUCGUCCCCUUACAUACCAUGAGAUCGAGUGUAUCUUUGCCAUGAAUGUGCAAACUGGCGACAGAGCAGACCGCCGCGUCGACGUUCACAGUACAGUGUUCUCGCUCAAGCCUCUUUUCACCAUUCAGGAGGAUAUUGUGCGACCACGCCACACACUGGUGCAGCAAGCUGUACGGAACUUGAUCAAGAGUGGCAAGAUUACGAACACCAUCAAGGACCAGCCAACAGACCUGCUCUUGCGUCUGUUGACCUACGCCAAGGUCACUCUGACUGAGAAGGGCGAGCCUACUCUCGACGACUCCGAUCGCAGCAUUGUUGACCACUGGUUCAGCAAGAAUGUACUGCUCGAGUACGUUGUCCGCUACUACACAUGGCAUCUCAAGCAGACCGGAGUUGUGACCACAACGACCGGCAAAGCUCCAGAACUCAAAGUGACACCAGAGCUCCAGAAGGUGUUCCCAGACAGCACUAUUCUCGCUGUACUGGAAUGGCUCUGCUGGGAGUACCCUGGCGCUCAGGAGGUCGAGUAUCACGAUCUCGCUGGUAGACUGAGAACUAAGAUCUUCACUGAGAAGCAUCCCUCGGUCAUCCAAUCCUAUAUCAACACCGCCAGUUACUGGGAAGUCAUUGAGGACUGGACUAAGGUUGGUAAUUAUUACUACUCCAUCUGCACCCUUGGCCGUGAUGUGCUCGGCAAUUCGCAUCCCAUCGUUGUCGAGGCCUGCAACCGCUUCUUGCGCAAUACCGAGACCACCACCACCAUCACAUCCAGGACUGAGCUUGUUACCAGACGCGAGACAGUGUUGAUUUGGCUCAUCUCGGCUUACGAGCGACAGUUUGGCGCGCAAUCUGACAUGGUCAUCCGGGUUCGUGAGCUUCUAGCGGAUCUCUAUAUGGCCAUCAAGGAGGAGGACAAGGCGAAGGAGAUCUUGCGCGUUAUUCAUGGGCACACCAUCGCCGAGCAUGGCCGUGACUCAGACCGGGUCCGUGAGAUGGACCAGCACCUCCGUGUCAGCCUUGGCAAGAAGCGCGACGGCAAAGAGCUUGAGGGUUAUGAGCGUGGCAUCUUCAUCGAUGAGGACGAGGACGAGGAAGCGACUGCGAUCACCAGCAUCGAGCAGGUUGACGCCAUGCUGCUCGAGAUCAAGAAGUACAUGGAGCAGAAGGACUACAUCCGCGCAGAGCAGAGUUAUGUCGAGCUCUGGCAACGUCUCUCCGAGAAGACUCGUACCACUCUUGCUGUUGAGUGGCAUGAAAAGAAGAUUCAGGUCAUUCAGCAAUACGCCGAGUACCUCGAAAGCCACAAGCGACGCACUGAGGCCACCAGUCUCCAGACAUCGCUCUGGCGAGAGUACGAACAUCACGAGCUGUCGUACAAUGAGAAAGUCGUGUCUCACCUGACAAAGAGUGCUCGCUUCCUCAAGACAGUUGGAGAGUACUCGGCGGCUCUGGCCAUCUUCAGGCACGCCUCCUCUUACUUCCGCAACACUCGCAAGGAAGAAUCUCGUUCUCUGACCGAGAUUGAAGAGGAGAUGACUGUCAUCUCGAACCAGGCUCUGACACAGUCGACUCGAGACGUGAAGCAGUCGACGUCGACCUCCGAGUCCUCUCACCACGAGAUGUUCCAGGUCUUGAUUAGCAACAAGAGCAAGAGUGUUGAAUCCAGCACCGUUACUCUUGCGAAAUCGCUCACUAGCCGCUACAUCGAGCAGAAGCAGUGGUCCAAGGCGAUCUCAGUCAUCCAUGCAACUCUCGAGCGGACAUGGAGCUCCUUCUUGUCCAAGUCCAUUCAUGAGGUCACGUUGACCUCCACUUAUCAGAAGGAGAGCAUCGAGUUGGUUGAGCAGCUCGCGCAAGUGCACAUUGAGAGGCGGCAAUGGGAGAAGGCAGAGGAGGUGUACAGCCGUCUCUUCAGAGCCUCCCUUACCAGCACCAACGACACGACGCUGCUCGAGAAGGCCAAGACUCUUCUGAUCGGCUUCUACACGCGACGCGGCCACGCAGGGAAGAUCAUCUCAGUGUACCAGGAGCUUCUGGCUUUCUAUCGGCGCAGUCUUGGCCCUAGCCACGAGACGACCAUUGCCAUGCUGUACGAGCUGGGGUCUCGUUGCCGAGCACAUGCUCGCAGCCAUCCGUACUGGCUCGAGUAUUACCAGCAGAUUGUUGCUGCUCUGAACAAGGACUCCCACGUGUGCCACCCACGUGCGCUGGAGGCUGCAUUGAUUGUGGCCGAGUCGUACUGGGAGGAGCGUCGCUACAGUGACGCCGUCGCCGCAUACCAGGUCGUUUGGACGACUUUCGUGCAGAAGCACCAGGAGUUCAAGUACUUCGGCGAGAGCAAGAACGCCCAGAGCCUGUACGAGCGCUACUACCAGAGCCUCGAGGAGAGCCAGGCGGACUUUGACGUGCUGCGCAGCGUGACUUCGCAGUACCGCGAGACCAGCAAGGCUGUGUUUGGCGCGCAGAGUGGCAUCUUCGUCGAGGCGACGGUGGCGCUUGCGCGUGUCACGCAGUCCAGUGAGGCUCACAUGGACGAGUGCAUCUCGCUCUAUGAAGAAGCGGCGGCGGCGGCGUCUGCGUCGAAGUCGUCGUCGUCGUCGUCGUCGCGCGAUGUCGACGUCACGCAGGCGCUCACGUCCUUGUACCAGAAGCGCAUCUUCCAGUCGGGCUCGGCGUCCGCCAGCUCCGAGACGAUCGCGCGGGCCAGCACUGUCUACCAGGAGCAGCUGCAGCAGCACAAGAGGCAGUACACGUACGCGCAUGACGACACGCUGGGCAGCUUGCGCGCGCUGGCCAUGCUGUACGUGCGCCAGCAGAAGACGGAGCUUGCCGUCAAGGAGCUCCACUUUGCCGCGGUCGACAUCGUGCAGCACGAGGAGUCGUCGGAGAAGAUGUACCAGAGCGCGACGUCUCUCGCGCACGCCUACCGCGCCGCCGGCUUGACCGCGCAGGGCACGCAGUUGAUGGAGGAGCUGCACUACCAGCUCGUCACGCGCGAGAAGCGCUCCACGUCUUCGUUCAGCGUCGUCGACAGCGCGCAGUCGGCCAUCUUCUUCCUGGCCGUCAUGCAGCAUCAGCUUGGCAACGACCGCUCUCGCACCCUGUCCGAAAUCAUGUCCCGCGUGACUGCCGAGUCCAUCGCGUACGCCAACUUCAAGCAGCUGGUCAAGAGCAAGGCUUCUCUCGACAAGCUCCUGCUGGCCGCUGCGCCGCUCCGUCACUUGCUGCGUGUCUGCCACCACGCCCACCUGAUCCCAUCCGUCGACUCUCCGUGCGUCGACAUCUUCGUGGCCCGCGAGGCUGCCAAUGUCUCGUUGCUCAGCAAACACUCGCCCCGUCUGUUCAUCGUCGGCAUUCUGGACCACAUCGCCAACCGCAAGUGCCUGGACUUCGUUCGCUCCGUCAUCCUGUCGACCACCAAGACCGUCCAGCACCUCGUCGACAACAACAAGUUUGCCGAUGCCCACGAUGUCGCCAAGAUGUCUUUUCUGUAUGCCCAAUUUCGAAAAGGCUACAGUGGACCAAAGGGCAUCUCGCGCGGCUUCGAACUUGCCUCCUAUCUCGAUGGUCGUGGCGAGAACCGCUGCCCCGAUGCCGAGCUUCGCAAGAAGCUGUUGGCCUUGUCGAACCAGAUCGUCAAGGAUAUUUUGAACAUCUGCCGCGAGCAGCAGAUCAAUCUUGCGCAAGUAUCGCUCACGGAAUUAAACGAACUCAUAGCCUUGUUAGGUGAGCAGCAGGACUACGAGACGCUAGAGGAGCUCCUCAAUACGCUGUGGAAUACGCGCGAAGCCCAGCGCUCUUGGCCAUCCGACGUUCUCCUCAACCUUGGUCGUUGCCUCAUUUGCGCCCGCUACCUCGCCGGCUACCAGAUCAAGGCCGUCCGCCUCGCCGAAGAUAUUGCAUACAACCUGCGCCGCGUCAACGGUAUCAAGCACUCCUCCACCAUCGAGGCAUACGGUCUGCUCGCUGAGCUGUACUCGAGCGUUGGCAAUCAUUACCAAAAGGAGGCAGGGAAUGGGGACAAGGCUGCUGGGCCACUGGCAGCAGAGCACUUCAAGAAGGCUAUGAUCGUCCACGAAGAUACCUUGCGAUGGUUGCUCUCGGACACCACAGGCGGUGAAGUCGGCGGUGACGCGGAUGAUGACGAUACUGCCGCGACGAUUCUUGCUGAGCACGGCGUUCAUGUCAAUGCAGAACACAGUGGCCAUGGUCACGCUACUGGCAAUAUCGAUGACGCCAAGCGUACUCAGCUCGUGCAGAAGCACAUGCGUCUGCUCAAGCUCGCAUACCAGCGCGUUGGCCAAUGGCCGAAGCAGUAUGCCGUCUACGAGAAGUUGAACGCCGAGCUCUUCAAAGUCUUCCCGGAAGCACUCAAGGGCUAUGAGGGUGUUGAGAAGUGGCAGGUCAAGGGCUUCGGUUCUGGAAAGGCCGAGAGCAAUGAAGGCCAGUUCAAAGGGAGCGCUCACUGGGAAAUCCUGGCUGUUUGAAGGAUGGAUGGUGCUUUUGUUGGUGUUUGUCACUUUGAUCAUGCGGGCUGGUGAAGUGGAAUGAUAGGAUGAAAAGUAAUGGAGUAAUGUGUUAAUGUGGGAUGACUUCGCCAGUAUUGUGUGAUGCGGUCUUGAAAUGUCUUUCUUCAGUCUUGGAAUUUCUCAUUUCGCAACAAGGUAUCCUGUGGCACUGCCGUUCGGAAGGGCUAAAAAAAUAUCCUGUGGCUCGCCGCGUAAGCAAUCCAAGAAUCAAGAA
Molecule: messenger RNA, 6547 nt
Organism: Pseudocercospora fijiensis CIRAD86
Lineage: Eukaryota; Fungi; Ascomycota; Dothideomycetes; Mycosphaerellales; Mycosphaerellaceae
Exons: 3
Coding region: 1-6291 (2096 amino acids)
Molecular function (GO): protein binding; ATP hydrolysis activity
Source: RefSeq, a predicted model, not a curated record